This is a messenger RNA of Melospiza melodia melodia, 3006 nucleotides long. It is a transcript of the gene AGBL5, whose product is annotated as AGBL carboxypeptidase 5. NCBI's taxonomy places the organism in Eukaryota, Metazoa, Chordata, Aves, Passeriformes, Passerellidae. Gene Ontology annotation, molecular function: metallocarboxypeptidase activity; zinc ion binding. The transcript has 10 exons. Bases 54 to 2303 code for a protein of 749 amino acids. The record is from RefSeq and is a predicted model, not a curated record. Gene Ontology annotation, biological process: proteolysis; protein deglutamylation.
CCGUACCGGCCGUGCCGCGGCCGUCCCGGGGCGAUGCCGGUCCCGGCCGUGCGAUGGAGACGCCAGGGGCCAUGGACAUCCGCUGCGGGGGUCUGCUCUUCAGCUCCCACUUCGACUCGGGCAACCUGGCACACGUGGAACAGGUGCGGCCUACAGAGCCGGGGGGCGGCCCCGCCGCCCGCGGCAGCGCUCUGCCCGCCGCCGACUACGAGUUCAACGUGUGGACGCGGCCCGACUGCGCCCACACUGAGUAUGAGAACGGCAACAGGUCCUGGUUCUACUUCAGCGUGAGCGGGGGCGCCCCGGGGAAGCUGAUCAAGCUGCACAUCCUGAACAUGAACAAGCAGAGCCGGCUGUACGCGCAGGGCAUGACCCCCUUCGUGCGCACGCUGCCCGUGCGGCCGCGCUGGGAGCGCAUCCAGCAGCGGCCCAGCUUCCAGGUGGUGGAGGCGCAGUUCGUGCUGUCCUUCGUGCACCGCUUCCUGGAGCGUGGCACCGUCACCUACUUUGCCUUCUGCUACCCCUUCUCCUACACGGAGUGCCAGGACAUGCUCAAAGAGCUGGAUCGCCGCUACCAGGACUGCAGGCACAUGUCCCCCAGCAGCCCCCUGGACUCAGUCUAUUACCACCGGGAGCUGCUGUGCCACUCUCUGGACAAGCUGCGUGUGGACCUGCUGACCAUCACCUCGUGCCAUGGCAUGCAGGAGAAGCGGGAGCCCCGGCUGGACAAGCUUUUCCCAGACACCAGCACACCCCGGCCUCACUGCUUCACUGGAAAGAGGGUGUUUUUCCUCAGCAGCAGAGUCCACCCAGGAGAAACCCCCUCCAGCUUUGUCUUCAAUGGCUUCCUGGACUUCAUCCUGCGGGAGAAGGACCCCCGCGCACAGAUGCUGCGGCGCAUGUUCGUGUUCAAGCUGAUCCCCAUGCUGAACCCCGACGGGGUGCUGCGGGGCCACUACCGCACCGACUCGCGCGGGGUGAACCUGAACCGGCAGUACCUGCACCCCGACGCCGAGCUGCACCCGGCCGUGUACGGCGCCAAGGCCGUCCUGCUCUACCACCACGUGCACAGCCGCGUCCUGCCCGGCGCUCCGGACUGGAGGACGUUUGUCUCCCCGCUCAGCACCAGCUCGCUGAGCCUGAGAUCCCCCAACUGCCCCGCGCCGGCCGCGGAGGCCCCGUUAUCAGAGCUGGACAAAAGCAACAACCUCCGCAACUGCCCCGGCUCGUGGCGGGCCGGCAGCCGCUCCUGCCCGGCCGAGAGCGGCCCCAGGGCGCUGGGCCAGGAUGCCCGGGUGUCAGAGGGCUCCGAGCGAGCCGCCUGCAUCCUGCCAUCGAGCCCCGGCGGCGAGCGCCGUGAGCAGGGGCCCGGGACCCCCGCCCCUGCCCCCGUGCCCGAAGCUGAGCCCGCAGAGCCCGCGGAGCCCAUCGCGCCCCGGGACAGCGGCCUCGCCUACUACGUGGACCUGCACGGGCACGCCUCCAAGCGCGGCUGCUUCAUGUACGGCAACUGCUUCAGCGACGAGAACGACCAGGUGGAGAACAUGCUGUUCCCCAAGCUCAUCUCCCUCAACUCCCCCUACUUUGACUUCACGGGCUGCAACUUCUCAGAGAAGAACAUGUACGCGCGGGACAAGCGCGACGGGCAGUCCAAGGAGGGCAGCGGCCGCGUGGCCAUCUACAAGGCCCUGGGCAUCAUCCACAGCUACACCCUGGAGUGCAACUACAACACGGGGCGCUCGGUGAACAGCAUCCCGGGGGCCUGCCACGACAACGGCCGCGCCAGCCCCCCGCCGCAGCCCAACUUCCCCUCCCGCUACACCGUGGACCUCUUCGAGCAGGUGGGCCGGGCGCUGGCGGUGGCAGCCCUGGACAUGGCCGAGUGCAACCCCUGGCCGCGGAUCGUGCUCUCGGAGCACGCGUGCCUGGGCAACCUGCGGGCCUGGAUGCUGAAGCACGUGCGGGGGCUGCGCGGCAGCGCCGGGGGCCCGCGGAGGAGAGGAGGUGCCAGGACCCCCCCCAGGAGCUCCACGGGGCUGCCCGCCUCGGCCUCUGAGCACGCGCUGCCCCGUGCCAGGAGCUUCAGCAGCGGCACCGCUGGCAGCGGGGGCAGCCAGCAGGACUCCCCCCGGAUCCGAGCCUCCCCCAGCUUCACCCUGGGCAGCCCCAGGCCCCCGGCCGCGCCGCAGAGCCCCGGGGGCGGCGGCGGCAGCCCGGCCCCGGGCAGAGGUAAGCCGGGCUGGGGAGCCCUCGCGCGCCUGCUGCGGCGCCUGUCCAGCUGCUGGGCAGCACCGCGGCCCUGAGGGGCUCGGCACCUGGCACGGGGACGGUGGCUCUGUGAGGGGCCUGGGCUGGCUCUGCACCGCCCAGCUGAGCUCCUGCUCCACUGGCAUGUGGGGAACCCUGGGCACAGGGGCCGCAGGGAGAUGCCCCCCUCCAGGGCCGGGACCAAAGGGCUUCUGGAGAAGCCAGCACAGAAAACCUUUGCUCAGCUUCCCACUGCUCCCAAGCAUUCCUGAGGCCAGCAGGGACACACCAAAGUGCCUUUCUCCUCUUUAGGCACUGGCUGGGCAACAGUAGGUUGUGAGCUGUGAGCUGGCAGGGGGCACCAGGGGGUUUCCAACGUGCAGAGUCCCCUCUGGCAGGGGCUGAUGUGCUGCAGCGGGGUACACAGUCAGGCGGGACGCUGGCUGUGCCCCCUGUGCUGGCAUUGCCACCGUGGGGCAGGGGCUCAGGGCCGUGGGGGGCAGGCAGUGACAGCCCUGUGCCCACAUCCACUGUGGGGCUCAGCUCUGGGCACGGUGCUCCAAAGCCCCCCAGUGCCCAGGGCUGUGAGCUGGGGCAGGUGCCCCCUGUGAGCCUGAAGCUGUGCUUGUGUUGAGCUGUGUUCCUCUGGUGUCCGUCGGUCGUGUUGUGCUCGGGGUUUGCUGCCCAGCCCUCUGUCAUGACUGUGUCUUGUCUGCCAUGAGAACAUGGUGGGGAGGAAAUAAAAGGCUGAUGUUCUCA